Pocillopora damicornis (cauliflower coral) is the source of this 6605-nucleotide messenger RNA. RefSeq lists its product as uncharacterized. Lineage: Eukaryota; Metazoa; Cnidaria; Anthozoa; Scleractinia; Pocilloporidae. The record is from RefSeq and is a predicted model, not a curated record.
AAGGAUAAUGGCUACAUACUUGUCGCAAAUAAGCUGCCUGCCCUGUACAGAGGAUCACCUCAAUUAUCUUUUUUGCAAAACAUUCCUUGGGUUGCCGUGUUUGACUUAUUUGACCCUGCGUCUAAAGUAGACGGCCUGCACUAUGCUUGUAAUGAGACAACCGACGCAUUACGCGCUACAAUUUACACCCUUGAUGACUUCAAAGAAGUGACACCCGAUAAAGAUGCUCUCAUUUCGACUCGAGGAACAACCUGGAUUCUCAGUAAUGAAGAAAUGCAGAAAGGAAAUUGGAUAAAGUGUUCCAAGGAUUGUCUGUACCGAGCUUUAUCAGCUUACAAAGAAUGCUUUCUUCCAAGCAAGCUUGUAUGCGUUUUUCUUUGUCUCGCGGAGAAUGCAGUUCCCGAGAUGGCAGAUAUCAUGGAAAGCAGUUUCAGCAUUUUUGGAAACUCGGCAAGUAGUUGCGUUACCAUUCUUAGUGAAACCACUGCAGUGGCCGACGCAUUUAUCCAAGCCUCCAAACCUACUCUUCAGCGAGAACUGAAGGAUUGCUCUAUUACCGGUAUUCCCUGGAGCUUAUUGAAGGAAAUCGUCCGUGAAAUGGUGGGGCCUUGCAAGUUUGAGGAACCUGGAGCAAAAACAGAACUUCCGUAUUUCACUGGACAAAGCAAAGCGGUUCUUAACAAAAUUAUCAACUCUUGGAAUGAUUUAGAAGUAUACAGCCCAAAUCCUCGGUUACCCAUGUUCGCAGAGGCCAUUGAAAGGGAGCGAGAUGCAUUUUACAAAGGCGCUCAGGCCAGUCAGAUUAAUCUAAUGCAAAACCAUACCAUUGCUCGAAGUCUUGAAAAAGAGGUAACUGCUAAAGUUGAUAAGGCGCUGAAGUCUUUGUCUAAAGAAAACAUGGAUGCCAAUUACUACGUGAAGACUGUAACCGUUCCCUACGAGCCAGGAUCUGGUGCAACUACUCUUUGCCGUAGGAUCCUUUGGAACAAAAGAGAGGACUAUCGUUGUGCUGUGGUAAAAGCCAUAACAUCUUCUACGGACUUUCAAAUCGACAAGUUCCAGCAAAUUGCAUAUGACGAGAAGAACUCAAACUAUUCACUUCCUGUACUUGUUCUUGUUGACAACUUUCCAGAGAACGAUGUACGUCAUUUGACAGAUCAAAUCAUGAAAAGAAGGGCAAAAUGCGUUGUGCUAACCACGCUACCAAUCUCGAAAUCAGCAACUAACACACAGUUUGAGAUAACACCCUUACGAAAGCUCAACGACAUGGAGACGAGUCUUGUUAAGGACAUUUUGAUUAAUAUUAUGAGCGACAGUCAGAAAAGAAGGGAGGCUGAGGAAGUCCUGGAGAGAGAAAAAAGGUUCAUUUGGUUUGGUUUGGAACUCUUUGGACGAGACUACGUUAAAAUAGAAGAGAGGCUUCAAAAUCACAUUCGUAGUAUCCUAACGGCUUUCCUGGGUGACUCACAGAGAAUGCACAAAUCGGUCCUAGAAAUGUGUUGUUUCCUCAACAAAUACAGUGAUGGUUGUGUCAUCCUACCUCACGCAGUUGCACUAGACUUUUUGUACGAUACAAGUGCAGCCAAACAAAGCUCAGCGAUUAACGAAAUCCAUGAAGUAUUUGGAGGACUGCUCCUUGAGGAACAGAACGAAACCAAUGGAUAUUAUGGUUGGCGCCCCGCACAUCCUCUUGUUAGUGAUGUGGUUACAUCAGGGAUUAGUAUCGAAGAGACAGCUAUACGUUGUUUAGAACAAGCCUGCAGUGGAAAGGCGUACGUAAUGAAGUUUUUAAGACGUCAAGUUUUCCGACUGUAUCUAGAUAGAAAGAGAUUAUCCGAUCCUGUCUUCGUAGAAGAACAAGCUUUAGACGAUGGCGCAGCCGGUGCUGAUUUAGAGAACGAAGUCUUCGGGUUUUAUGGCAAACGCACCCGGUAUUCGCCUGUCAUCGUGGACAUCAUGGAUAAAGAAGAAAACAUUGAAGGAGCUCUUAGGGUCCUUCUAACCAUCUGUGAGAAGGCCACACAAAUUGAGGAUAAGGCUUACGCUUGGCAACAGUUAGCACGAUUUAUGGGGUACGAAUUGCGUGCAAACGUAAUGGACGCAACCAACGAGCUAAAUAAGCGACUUCGCCACGCUAUGAAGGAAAUACAACAAAUCAAGGUACCCAUACCACGAACCGGAAUUGAUACUGCCCACAUGGCAGUAGAUAUUGCUGUCUCCCUUCAGCCCAGUUACACCAACCAUUACACCACCAAAGGUGUUCUUUACCUUCAUCAAUUAAGGGAUUUCAAGACCAAGGCUUCUUUAAUUCUAGCUCUUCCAGCCGCCGUCCAAAUAUGCCGCAAAGCGUUGAGCGUAUACCAUAAAGCACUCGAGACCUCACGCGAACCUAACCAUUUCUCAAUGAUUGGUAAGAUCCAAGCCAAUGUCUCCCUCCUAGAAAUUGUUAAGGAUCUGCCCUGCUUUAACACCGAGGAGGGAAAGUUUACGAUGUACCUGGCGAGAAGAGCUGUUCCUCCUGAAUUAGAAAACGCUCUUAACCCAGAAGACCGCGACUACGUACAGAGUCUUGGAACUACCACACUUGACCUACUGAACGAACUUUUUGGACACGUGAAGCUUAAACAAACGACUACCUAUGAUGAAAAUGAGAUAAGGGGUGUUAACAAUGCAAAGAUUAGGGCUUCCAAUCUACGGAGAAAAUUUUAUGAGAUUACAGGCUUCGACAAAAAGGAGUUAAGCAGUGAUGACAACUCACUACUCCUCUCUCUCUCAUCAAAACAAGAGCCUGCAGUUUAUCAGCAGAAGGUUCAAGACAUUCUCUUCUUGAAAGACGAAACACCAUACAGCGCAUGGUCAAACCUGACUGAUGGAGAAAUAUCUGAAAUCUACCAGUUGCUGAAGUCCCUUUGUCUUCGUGGGCAUGGAAGCUACAAUGAUUUGUUGAUUUGCUCUAAGGCUGGUCUUCAACUUGAAGAGAAGCCUCCAGUUCAAGAGCUUGACAACAUCGUUAGCGGGUGGGUACAAAGGUAUCCAAAUUCAGAAUGGGCUCAUCUUUUCUAUUAUAUGAUUCACUUCCCAAUCCCAAAUGGAUCUCUUGCCCCUUGCAAUGCAACAGCGAGGGAAUCUGUCAAAAAGUGUGGCAGGAUUGUUAGAGAAAAAGCAGGUUCAGGAUUUCGGAAAUCCGGUGCUGAAUACUUUCUUGGUAAAGGGAUUGGCCUCAACGCCAUUCUAAGUAGCCAGGAGUUUCGGUGGCUAGAAACCAAAUGGAAAACCAAGACAGAGUUCUGGCGAGGCAAGGAACCUUCUGAGAGGUUGGAACGCGUGCAAGGUCAGAAAGGAGUCGGCAGUAAAGGCAUUAUUUCGUAUCAAGGAAUCCAACUGCACUUCGAUAACACUCUCUAUCCCAACGAAAGCAAGGACGAUCUCUGGUUUUACGUUGGUUUCACACUCGCUGGGCCCUAUGCAUAUGAUCCAGUGGACAAGGACACAUACACUAAUUUGAAAAAACAAAUGGAGUGUACCACGUCCAUGACAACAUCCCGUCCAUUAACUGAAAGGUUUGACAACAGAGACAGAUGGAGCCUUCCCCCUCGUCACUCUGGUGCUGGCAAAAAAACAAACAAAACCUCACCAGGUUUACCUCAAGAAAACAUCCGUGCCAUUCAAAGUGAGCAGACUUACACCCCUCCAGCUUCACGCACUCGAAGACAUGACAUAGUAAGAUCCGAGGAUGUUUCGGAAUGGGAAACUGGCGUUUCAGACUUAUCAUACCACAUUAGUUCCUCUUCUGUCCCUGCUAAUUCUUAUUUGCCUAAGGCAAAACGAAGCUCAGGCUGGGGUAUGUCAGCGUUCGCUUCACCAAAAGAAGUGGCAAAUCAACAGAAACAUUAUUCGGGAGCAGGAGGCCGAACUGAACCGGAACGAACUAAGUGGAAAUCUGUAAUGGCAACCAAGGGUAACGAGAAGAGAAAGUUUUCGCCCAAAAGCCUAGGUUCAGAUGGAAAACUCCAUCAUGGAGCUUUUGUUCAAGGAAGCCCAAAGUCGCAAGAGUGCACACGACACAACUCCACGGAGGGAACCCAUGUCAUCAGACACUGUAAUUUUGCACAUGGUCGGAUAGGAGAUACUCUACAGUUUGUUUGCACCAAGUGUACAAGCGAGAACCGGAAGUGUUGCAAAGGAAAGGUCAGCCAUAAAGAGUACAUCUGGAAUCUUGGCCCAUACCUAAACAGUAGUGGCGAGAUCUGGAAGACGAAGGGUCUGGCAAUAGAUCAAGCAUCAGAUACAGUUCUUGAAGAUUCAUGGGAGGGUGAUCCUGAGCCGUCUGAUAAUUCCUGCGGUUCCUCUGAUAUCGAUUGGAGACCGCCUCCACAAGAGUGGGGUGAAGAUUAUGAUGAUAAUGGCCAUGAUGAUGGUGAUCGUGAUGAUGAGGGAAACGAAAAGAACGGCGCAAAGGCGUCAGACUUCUGGAUGACGCUUGGGCACAAUAGGUUCAGUGCCUUAUCAGAGUGAUUUAACGAAGAAGCUAUGUUUUGAAAAACGGGAGGACUCUUCAAAUGUUGCAGCUAGGAGAGAUUGAAACUGUUCUAUUUCUUCAACAGCGUAAAGUACUAACAAUGACUCUUUCCUCUCCAUGUAAAGAUGACUUCCCCAAUGUAAUCAAUAUUGUUGGAUUAUUCGUCAUCACAGGGAGGAAAGCGACUCUUCGAAAAGUUUUUCCCAAAGAAAAUUUGAAUAAGUCUCUAGACAAGCUGCAGUGCUCGUCCUAGUUCUUUUACGUUUACCUUGGUCCAAAUGCCCUAAGUUCGUCUAGGUAAACCGGGAUAGUUUUCAAAUGGAAAGCAACAAACGUGGUCUUCGCGGAAACAAUUUUUAGUGCAGAUAGGUCUUGGACUGGAGAGUGAUAACACUUAAAGUGUCCUUUUCUCCAGAGAAUCAAAUGUUUUAUACGUGCAUAACUCCAAUUUAACAAUGAUGGCCAAAAUGUCAUCCACAUAAUCGCUAUGUUGCCCCAUGUUGCCUUGAUUAGUUCUAACUUUCUUACGACAAUAAUCACUAUGCUUCUUUCGCACCUUGAACUUCUCGCCAUAUAUCUUCGAUAAAUAGCUUUCAGCGUGGUAGGCCUUAGAAUAUACAGCGUAAGGUAAUACAAUGUGAUGAGUUGAACACUGGUUUUUGAGCGAUAACUUCUAAACUACUAAAAUUCAGUUUGGCUUAAGUGUCAGGACUACGUGUGUUUCUCUAAGAUAUUUUAAAAGUGUCACCUGUUGUGCUACGAUAGAGUCACAAACUAUGCAGAAGAUGACACUUCAACUGUAUUCUAGUGGUCUUUUUCUGGUGAUGAGUGCAACUGGUCACCCUUGACCCUGUAAGGAAUGAUGUAAUGCUAUGAUUGGUUGAUGUUCAACUCCUGUUUUCGGUGUAAUUGCACCCUUGUUCUCUUGCUUUAUCGUUCCCUCGGCGAUCUGUUGAGGCACGCCUCUCCGGUUGCUGUGACGGUGUAUUAGGUCUUUGUUACGCAGCUUGUACGUUUCGUUCUGAGUCAGGGUAUACAUUUUGAUGGUGUAUGCGUUCGUAUCCAUAGUUACGCUUGCAAGCCCUUUGUCAUUCUAGCAUUAGAUUGUUGAAAGGAGUGGUUUUACUUGUUGCAUUACAAUAUGAUCAGUUCCUUUUGCCAGUGCCUUUGUUUUCUGCUUCGGGGUUUGUGACAGCUCGAACUUGGCAAUGAUCUCCGUGAUGGGGAUGCUAGCCCUUAUUGUCGGUUCCAGCGAAGCGUGUCCAGAGCGUGUCCAGAUGGGAUUUCAUACGCUGUCCCUCCUGUCAAGUUGACGAAUGAGCAUUAAGGCUCUGUGUUCACAACUUCAAUUAAUAUCAGAAAAAUUGUUUUUCGUGCUGGUGAAGUGUAACAACUUUAAACCCGUCAUCGUCAGUUUUCGUAAGCUUUACCCUGUUCUGAUGAGGAGGAGCCUCGUGCACAUUACCUUAUUUAGUAUGAAGCUCUCCUGAAUUUACUGUGAUCAAUUACUCGCUAUUUUUUCUGAUUUUACAGAGCUCGCCAUCAUGUUGUUCCUGGGUGUAGUUUUGUAGGUGUCAAUCAAUAUACUCUACUCUGCCAGUGUUCAGGACGUGGGUGCGGGCCAAGGUGUAAAAUUUCGAUUGUAUUCCUUGAUUCUGACUUCACCGGUGUAACUAUACAAGAUUCGUAAGCCGGCCAGAAUCCUGUCAGACACUUGGUCUUGUUCAGUCAUGCCAACAGCGUAAUUCUAUUCUUCUUUCAUUUUUUCCUUCAUCUAAUCGUAAUGCGCACCUUACCUUCUCAUUUUUUGUGGCUACUGCCUCCUGUUGGAGGCGAAGUCACAUAUGGCAUCGAAAUGAGCGAGUGAGUGAGUGAUAGUAAGUAAAAGUCGAAAGCCGAACCUCAACCGAUUUUGAGCCGAUCUCUCUUCUUGUUUGUUUCCGAAUAUCUUCGUAGAUCGACAUUCACAAUUAGAUAUUAUUGAGCGCACACUUAAGAAAGAGGUAUGCCUUUGAAACUAAUAAUUUUUUGUCUUAGAAAUGCCCAAAUGUCAUUCUUUCAGUUCUUGCCGUGACAUAAACAUCUC